AAUAACGAACGCACGGUAUUUUAUUUAUUCUAUUUAUCAGUUUUGGUCUAAGAGUUUUGGCAUCUUCGUCUCUCUUCUUUAUCUAUUCUAAUUUUAUGAGGUCAUUAAAUUAAUUACAUUAGAUUCAGGUUCAGUUGACGGCAGUCGAAAAACGUGUUGGUGUUUUGGAUUCGACACAGGGGUUUCAGAUAACAACAAAAUUCGAUCAUCUUGAAGCCCAUUUGGGCCGCGCCUUGAAAAUGCAAUUUUUAGCGUGUUGUGCCUUGUUUUUGGGGCUACAAGCGAUUCACGCACAAAUCGUUGACAUUGAGCCUGAAUACACUUCACCUGAAAGGAGCUCUGUGAUCUUCAACGUAAAAAAGGAGCUAACCAUCAGCUGUAAUGUGACCAUUGAAGAAGGCUCAGUAGAAAAUGUUGCAGUUGAAUGGAAGAAAGAAGGCAAACUGUUGAGUGAAGUUGAGGGCUUAAGUGGACGCUUCAAGACUUCUAAAAGUGGAUUAAAAUUCACUUUGAGCGUUUCCAAUGCAGAAUACAACGACGCUGGUAAUUGGACUUGCAGUGCCUUGGUUGACGGACAGGAAAAGGCUUCAAGCCAGAUUACUGUUGCUUCAACAAUUGCUGUUAGAAUCAAAACAGAAAAUAUCAAUGUCGUUGAAGAAGAAAAAUUGAGGAUCGAAUGCAACGUUUUGGGCAAUCCUUACCCUUCAAUCAUAUGGAGAAUUGAGUCUAGCAACUACAACGGAUCCACUGGUUACGAUGAUCGUAUCCAAAUCAAAGACUAUGUGGAUGAUACUUCAAAAACCGUUGAAAAUGGUGUCCUAAUAAUCGAAAAAGUUGACAAACAGGAUCGUGGUCUAUACUACUGCAUAGCCACUAAUCGAUUUUAUGAUAAAGAAAGCUUGGAGGCUCAGAGUAUGAUUAGGAUCAAGGACAAGUAUGCCGCUUUGUGGCCCUUCUUGGGAAUUUGUGUCGAAGUUAUUUUGCUUUGCGCCAUUAUUAUUAUUUAUGAGAAAAAACGUAACAAGACCGAGUUGGAAGAGAGUGACACUGAUCAAAGUCCUGAUCAGAAAAACACUCCUGAUCAUGGAAAAGAUGCCAACUUGAGACACAGGCAGUAGGUAAAUGUGUUCAAAAUUGUUUUUGAAAAAUAGUAAAAUACUGCACUUUCUUGUAACAAAAGUCAUUUGCCGUUUGCCAAAGAGUCUUUACAAAUUAUUAUUCCACUAUUUAACUUUCAUAAUGCUUUAUGUAAUCUUGGUAUGUUACUGGAAAAGUUAGAAAAAUCGUUUGUUUAUAUUAUAGUAUUAUUAACGUGUUUUGUCUUUAAAAUAAAUAAAUUAUUAAUAAUUAUUAUUGUU
This is a messenger RNA of Ceutorhynchus assimilis (cabbage seed weevil), 1358 nucleotides long. The record is from the annotation of a GenBank genome assembly. NCBI's taxonomy places the organism in Eukaryota, Metazoa, Arthropoda, Insecta, Coleoptera, Curculionidae.